AUGGGUUCCAUAUUCGCUCAACAAGCUCCCUUCAUGCCUAUCGUCAUCAACUUCGUUGUCGGUGUUCAGUCUGUCACCCCCGACACAAGUCUCACUACGCUUCUCGUCUACCUAGAGCACCUGGCGCGUGCUGAGCGCAACGAGGCGAAGCUGCACGACGUUCGUUGCCCUCGAAAGGCUUUACUAUACCCUUGCCUCGACGUCGUGCUCAAAGCACUAGCAAACCGCGUCGCUCAGCAGCCCCAGGCAUGGAGAUACUUGCUUCCGGCAGCUAUGAGGCUGUUUCAGUUAUAUCAACUGCCGGCCACCGAACCCCGAACGACGACUCCCCGCAAGCACGAAACGACAUUCGACACGGUCGAGGAUUUCUUGUCCGCUAUGAUCCCUAUGGACCAAAUGGCAGAGGCUGUCGGAAGGUCGAACAACCCUCAGCACAUCGCCGACGCGCGACAAGCGAUAGCAGAAUUUGCCACCGAGGUUCUUCAGAUGAUCUCGUACCACCAAGCGUUCUCCCGUACUGCAGCCACCGUCUGGUUCCAGAAGACCAGGCGCACCGCAGCCAGACAUUGGCUCCGUAUCGUCUACUCUCUCCUGGAUGAGAGAUUCGGUUUGGAGACAUACCACCCUCCGCUCAGUGUCCUCUGCCUGGCGGAGCGGUCUGUUCCCGGCUUCGACGGAAUGAUCCAGCAGCACUCGUUCGCGCUCUCGCUCUUCUUCCCUGGAGGUCUCAUGCAGGCGCCUCUCCCUAGGUCAGAACUGGACGCGCUCGUUCGUGACUUGCCGAUAAACCAACUGUUUGCGCUGCGGCCCGUCAGCGACAUCUGGCCCGAUCGCUCUCAUAGCUGCGCGCACUGCGGUCAAGACUUGACCGCAUUGCCAAAGCGUCGUGCUUGUAAGGGCUGUAAGCGCCCAGCUUAUUGCAACGAGCGUUGCCAGAAAGGCGACUGGCAAAAUAAGCAUUCCGGCGUUUGUAAAUUGUGGGCGUCUGUGGACGAGCGAAUGUCGCAGGACAAUGUGAAGAACUGCAUCGCUGACAUCGCCCAUUGGUCGAGGGUAGAAGAGUUGUUACAGUCUUCCCCUCACCUGGACGGAGAGAAGGUGCAGCGAGUUAUGGAGGUCAUCCGCGACUCAAGGAUCGUUUUGUGCUCACGGCCUGAGCGCGUCGCGGAGAACUCGCGUAAACUUUUCGCGCUUCUAGAGGAGCUGCAUGUGUAG
Molecule: messenger RNA, 1215 nt
Organism: Peniophora sp. CBMAI 1063
Lineage: Eukaryota; Fungi; Basidiomycota; Agaricomycetes; Russulales; Peniophoraceae
Source: the annotation of a GenBank genome assembly